This is a messenger RNA of Mesoplodon densirostris (Blainville's beaked whale), 2166 nucleotides long. RefSeq names its product katanin catalytic subunit A1 like 2 (gene KATNAL2). The record is from RefSeq and is a predicted model, not a curated record. The coding region runs from base 71 to 1384 and encodes 437 amino acids. Gene Ontology annotation, molecular function: protein binding; ATP hydrolysis activity; ATP binding. NCBI's taxonomy places the organism in Eukaryota, Metazoa, Chordata, Mammalia, Artiodactyla, Ziphiidae. The transcript is spliced from 14 exons.
GUGGAUGUACUGGUCAGCCUAGUAACUGGUUCCUCUUCUCCCUGCUCUCGGUCCCUAGCACAGUGUCCUGAUGGAGCUUUCUUACCAGACUCUCAAAUUCACGCAUCAGGCGCGGGAAGCGUGCGAGAUGAGGACAGAAGCACGACGGAAAACUCUUCUUAUCUUGAUUUUGCAUUACCUCACCCGAGAAGGAUAUAUUGAUGCAGCCAAUGCUUUGGAGCAAGAAACUAAACUGGGGUUACGACGCUUUGAAGUUUGUGACAACGUUGAUCUUGAAACUAUUUUGAUGGAAUAUGAGAGCUAUUAUUUUGUAAAAUUUCAGAAAUACCCCAAAAUUGUCAAAAAGGCAUCAGACACAGCAGAAAAUAAUUUACCACAAAGAAGUGGAGGGAAGACCAGAAGAGUGAUGAGCGACGGUUGUCAAAAUCUUCCCAAGAUCAGCCAGCAGAGGCCACGGUCCAAAACCACAGUGGGGAAGCCAGAGGGCACCAAGCCCCUCCACAGGGAGCAUCCUAAACAGGAGCUUGUCAAUCACACUCAUAAGGAGAGUGCUGACUUUGGCUUAAGUAUAUCUGGAAUCAACAAAGGCAGUGGAGAAGAAAACAUCCGCCCACCAAAAGGCCAAAUCAUUGACUUCCGAGGGCUCCUCACAGAUGCCAUAAAAGGAGCAACCAGCGAACUUGGCUUGAACAGCUUCGACUGUAACCCAGACCCUUCAGAACGAUUGUUGAAACCUCUGAGUGCAUUUAUUGGCAUGAACAGUGAGAUGCGAGAAUUGGCAGCCGUGGUGAGCCGGGACAUUUAUCUCCAUAAUCCAAACAUAAAGUGGAAUGACAUUAUUGGACUCGAUGCAGCCAAGCAGUUAGUCAAAGAAGCUGUUGUGUAUCCUAUAAGGUACCCACAGCUGUUUACAGGAAUCCUUUCCCCCUGGAAAGGACUGCUGCUCUACGGACCUCCAGGUACAGGAAAGACUUUGCUGGCCAAAGCUGUGGCUACGGAAUGCAAAACAACCUUCUUUAAUAUUUCUGCAUCUACCAUCGUAAGCAAAUGGAGAGGGGAUUCAGAAAAACUUGUUCGGGUGUUAUUUGAACUUGCCCGCUAUCACGCCCCCUCCACCAUCUUCCUGGACGAGCUGGAGUCAGUGAUGAGUCAGAGAGGCACGGCUCCUGGGGGAGAGCACGAAGGAAGCCGGCGGAUGAAGACUGAGUUGCUGGUGCAGAUGGAUGGGCUGGCCCGCUCCGAGGAGCUCGUGUUUGUCUUAGCAGCCUCCAACCUGCCGUGCACUCUUGACAUUUGGCGCCAGAGAAUUCUUUGCUAUGGGGCCUCCUGUGCGCUGGGCCAUGCUGAGCAGCAUCCUUGGUCUCUCCCUGCUAGAUGCUGGUAGCAUCACCCCCAGUUGUGACCGCCAAAAUAGGUCUCCAGACAUUGCCAGAUGUUCCCAGGGAGGGGGGCAAAAUUACCCCCGGCUGAGGCUCACUGGACUGAUGGAAGGAAUGACAGACAUUAUUUAGAGACAGACUGUCACAUCCUCCACAAAUAAACUGUCAAGUUUUUUUUAAGAACUCCACAAAAUAACUGAACUUGGUUUACUUACAGAAAAGGCAGCAUAUUACAGAAAUUGUUCUGUAUUUUUAUUUUUUCCAUAACAAAAUGUUCUGGAGAUCUUUCCAAAUAAGUACAGAAAGUUCUCCCUCCUUCCCUUUGUAGCUGCGUGUGUUCCAUCUUCUUCAUAUGAUAAUCUACCCCAGUCACCUACUGAUGGGCAUUUGGGCUGUUGCUACUCUUUUGCUCUUACAAAUAAUGUUGCAAUGAGUAAUGGUGUGCAUAUAUCACUUUGCGUGUUUGCCAGUGUAUCUUUGGGGAAGGUUCCUGGAAGUAGAAUUGCUGGGUCAAAGGGUUAAUGUGCAUGAAAUUAUAGUAGAGAUUGCCAAAUUUCCCUCCAUAGAGGUUGUACAUUUUGUAUUCCCACCAGUGUCCUGCUUUCAUUACUUAACAUUAUAGUAAGAACAUUUCCAACGUCAUUAAAUAAUCCUUGAAAAUUGGAUUUUGUAAUGGCUGCCCAAAAUUCCCACGUGUGAAUAUACCACAAUUUAGUUAAUCAUUCCUUUCCUGUUGAACAUAAAUGAUGCUCCCAACUUUCUCUAUUAUAAAUAACACUGAAAUGAA